Messenger RNA from Capsella rubella, 701 nucleotides. Its product is annotated as calmodulin-7. Bases 49 to 498 code for a protein of 149 amino acids. The transcript has 2 exons. NCBI's taxonomy places the organism in Eukaryota, Viridiplantae, Streptophyta, Magnoliopsida, Brassicales, Brassicaceae. Gene Ontology annotation, molecular function: calcium ion binding; enzyme regulator activity. The record is from RefSeq and is a predicted model, not a curated record.
CAUUAGCAAAAAAUUUCUCGGAGUUCUGAAAAAAAAGGUGGAAGAAGAAUGGCGGAUCAGCUCACCGAUGACCAGAUCUCAGAGUUCAAGGAAGCUUUUAGCCUCUUCGAUAAGGAUGGUGAUGGUUGCAUCACCACCAAGGAGCUCGGAACCGUGAUGAGAUCUCUGGGGCAAAACCCAACUGAAGCCGAGCUACAAGACAUGAUCAAUGAAGUUGAUGCAGACGGGAACGGGACCAUAGAUUUCCCAGAGUUCCUGAACCUGAUGGCAAGGAAAAUGAAGGACACUGAUUCAGAGGAAGAGCUGAAGGAAGCAUUCAGAGUUUUCGAUAAAGACCAGAAUGGUUUCAUAUCUGCAGCUGAGCUUCGACAUGUGAUGACAAAUCUCGGGGAGAAGCUAACCGAUGAGGAAGUUGAUGAGAUGAUCCGAGAAGCGGAUGUUGAUGGCGAUGGUCAGAUCAACUAUGAGGAAUUCGUUAAAGUCAUGAUGGCUAAGUGAGAGAAUUUUAUCAAAAACGAGAUUUAUGAUUUCCUACAGUGAAGUUUCAUCAUGACUUGGAUUAUGGGCGUUCUUUAGGACCUCGUUUGCUUUUUCCCCUCUUUUUAUAUUUGUUUGCUUUGUUUUGUUUUGGUUUGGUUGCUUAGUGUUAUCUGAAGUAUGAACUCAUAUUUGCUCAAUGCUCAUCCAUUUGACAGUUGAUA